This is a messenger RNA of Penaeus chinensis, 1385 nucleotides long. RefSeq lists its product as uncharacterized. Gene Ontology annotation, molecular function: lipid binding. Gene Ontology annotation, biological process: endocytosis; actin cortical patch localization; plasma membrane tubulation. The transcript is spliced from 8 exons. Gene Ontology annotation, cellular component: actin cortical patch. Bases 354 to 1130 code for a protein of 258 amino acids. The record is from RefSeq and is a predicted model, not a curated record. NCBI's taxonomy places the organism in Eukaryota, Metazoa, Arthropoda, Malacostraca, Decapoda, Penaeidae.
AUCUUUUCGUUUUAAAGAUGGCUAGUUAAAAACUUUACCCGUACCUAAUCUGGCAACACUGACUCCCAGCGUAGUGUUGUUGUCAUCUGUCAGUGCAGCAAAUGUAAACAGAGUGCGAGUAACUUAUGCCAGGGACUGUAGACAUAAAAAGUAAAGUCGCAAAUUUACAUUGUACUACAUGCUGGUAGGAAACUGAAGCUUUACUGAAAGAAGUACAACAAGUUUUCGUACCAGCCACAUUCACCAAGCCUAUGGCAAAGUCUUUGAAACCACUCCUUAUCAUCAAAACUGAAAAUGGAAACAGCGACAAUAAAGGAGAAAUAAAGAAAACGGGUGACAAACAGUGAGUCGCCAUGAAGUCCUUUCUCAGCCUUGGUAUGGGGAAACCGGCCCCAGCGUUGGAAUCCCCAAAGCCUGCGAGUGGCAUUCUUCCGCACGGGGAAGAAGACGCCCUUGCAAAUCUAUGGGUUGACAUUAUUAACAGAUCAGAGACUGCGUGUUGCAAGCUUAUCAGUGAAGUGAGGAACUACAGGGAUUCCAUCAAGGAGGUACAAGAGGCAGAGGAAAAGCUGUUGAAAGACUUAGGGGCUUCAGGCCUUGGAGCAGUUUCUCCCCAACUGCAGCAGGCUAGUGAUGAGUAUCUCUCCGUAAUAAUGGAGAUGAAGAGCAAGAGCGAAGAAACAAGCACAGGCGUACAGGAGGUGUUAGGAGAUCCCAUCAAGCAGUACCAUGCACUCUUCGAGCCACUGGAUGCUCUGCGAAAGCGUCGGGAUGCUCAGUUAAUGGUUGUGCAGAAGUGUCAGGACAAGCUGGAUAAACUGAAAUUGAAGGGCAAACGCAACACUGAUGUCAUUGUAGAACGCGAGGCAGCCAUGGCCGUUCUACGAGAGCUGAAUGGGAAGUUGUUGAAAGAAGCGAAACAUUUUCAUGAUCUGCGACAGCCAUACUUACAGCCUUGCAUAUUGGCCUAUGUGCAAAGCCAGGUGGACUAUUAUGGGACAGCAAAUGCACAAUUCAACAGUCAAGUCCAAAUCAGUCGAGGAGUUCAUCAGAUGAAAGAGAGUGAAUACGAAGCUGUGAUGGGAGAGCAGCUAAACAAAAUAAAAUCCCUCAAUAUUGUGGCUGCAUAAGUUAAUUGGACUUAAGUUAUUUUAAUUAACCCUGGGAGAUAUAUAUAUAUACAUACAUACAUACAUACAUAAUAUAUACAUGCAUACAUACAUACAUACAUACAUACAUACAUACAUACAUACAUACAUACAUACAUACAUAAAUAGACCAUAUUGCUUUCAAGAUUGAAUAUUUGAUGUGAGUGUAUCAUGAUACAGUAGGGAAAUUAUGUAUUUCUGCUGUAGAUUUGAAGAAACAUUAAAUACUGUACGAUA